GGAAGCAGCUCUCCGUGACCAGCUGGUGUUUUCCUCCGGAGCAGGAGGAGAAACUGGCGGAGCUGCGGAGCCUCGGGUCCGGCUGGAGUGACGGGGGACGCCGGGGUGAUCAGCUGGAGCCCGGGGGCUGAAACAUGGGCCUUCUGGCGAGGGUCCGGAAAGAAUGGUUCAUCAUCGGGAUCGUGUUGGUCAUCUUAUCCGCCAAACUGCAGCCGAGCUUCGGCGUGAGAGGAGGUCCACUGAAGCCAGAGGUCACCAUCGCCUACGUCGCCGUCUCACUCAUCUUCUUUAACAGUGGCCUGUCGCUGAAAACGGAGGAGUUGACAAGUGCUCUGCUUCACGUCCGCCUCCACCUCUUCGUUCAGUCGUUCACGCUGGUCUUCUUCCCACUGGCCAUGUGGCUGCUGCUCAGAGUGCUGGCGCUCACUUCCAUUGACCAAUGGCUGCUCAGAGGGUUACAGACGGUGAGCUGCAUGCCCCCUCCGGUGUCAUCCGCCGUUAUUCUCACCAAGGCGGUCGGAGGCAACGAGGCCGCUGCCAUCUUCAACUCAGCGUUCGGGAGCUUCUUGGGAAUCGUCGUGACUCCAGUGCUGCUGCUGCUCUUCCUUGGCUCCUCAUCCUCCGUUCCCUUCUCCUCCAUCUUCUCCCAGCUCUUCAUGACGGUCGUGGUUCCGCUGAUCCUGGGUCAGGUGUGUCGGAGGUUCCUCAGGGAGUUUCUGGAGAGGAAGAAGCCUCCGUUCGGCGCCGUCAGCAGCGCCGUCCUCCUCAUGAUCAUCUACACAACGUUCUGUGACACGUUCAGUAACCCGGACAUCGAGCUGGACCCCACCAGUCUGCUGCUGGUCGUCCUCAUCAUUUUCUCCAUCCAGCUCAGCUUCAUGCUGCUCACGUUCACUUUUUCUGCCAGGACCGGUUCAGGAUUCAGUCCUGCAGACACUGUCGCCAUCAUCUUCUGCUCCACACACAAAUCAUUGACCCUGGGUAUCCCCAUGCUGAAGAUCGUGUUCGAGGGCUAUGAGCACCUCUCCCUGAUCUCAGUUCCUCUGUUGAUCUACCACCCGGCUCAGAUCCUGCUCGGCUCCGUCCUCGUGCCGACCAUCCGCAGCUGGAUGACCACGCAGCAGAAGUCUAGUCUGUUGUUGAGAUAGGGCCGCGUUCCAACACUACUGUCCUGUGAUGAAACAGCCGCCGCUCCAGCCCAUCUGAUGAGGAGCAAAUCAGUGUUUUCAUGGUUUUUGCACUGCGACACAAAGUAGACUAUGGCGGAGGGAGACAGUAUUCAUCUGUGCCUUAUAACAACCAAUCAACAGAGACCUCAGCGUGGAGAAGGAAACGAGUUGCCUUGAUUUUCUCCGUUUCUACGUGAAUGAAAAACUCUUGUAUUUCCAUCUUUUAUAUAUUUAAAAGAAGCUAAAGUACGUGAUUUAUUUUUAUAUGGAAUACCCAAAAAGAAAACUUUUUUUUAAAAUAAAAAACAGUGACUGCCAACGGGGACACGACGGGUGGAGUUACUGGGACCAUUAUUUUUUGUUUUCUUGCUAUUUUUCUACAAAUGUGAAUGAUUUCUGCUUUUAUGAACUCCAUAUAAUCAAACUAAUGCUUGAUGAUCCGACUUUAAAUGUACGGUAGAGUAUUGACGGCUUGUUUUGAUUGUUUUACACUUUCAGAAGUAAGUUUGUAUUUGUUGGGAAGGAGCGGUCCUGUGGUGAAGGGAUAAUGUUGAACGAAUGAUCGAUCCAAAUAACGAAGGUACGACAUACACACUGUUGUAGUGAAUCUAAUUUAACAACCAAAAUAUCAUCGUUCUUCUCGCAUCUAUUCACAUUCUUAGGUUUCUUUUCUUUCUUUUUUUUUUUUUUUACAUUAUUCACAAAUGUACCUAAACUGUGAAUAUAUAUUAGUUCAUUUCCACGUUAUUUAGCGUACACCUCUGAUUCUGACCAAGCAGGAAGUGGGAGUGUAGUUCAUUCGAGUGAGAAAAGAGCAGGAAAAAGUUUGAAAUUUGGUAAAACCACACAACAUAUAUUUUUUAAUUUGACUCCACAUAUGUCUAUAAAUAGAUGUAACCCGGCUCUCCUUCUGAACGAUGUAUUGCUGCUGACAUUCGUAUAAUUUUGUCAUGGUGGUCUACGUAUAAAUAUGUCUGUGGACGAUGCACUGUUCGAAGUCUGAGUUAGUGACGUAGUCUUCCUGAUAUCAUUUUCUUUAUUCCGUCAUCUGAAACCUUAAAAUCCAUUGUGAAGAGAUGAAUCUUCUGAAAACAGUCAGAGGUUGAGGAUUCAAGAGAAUCGGGAAGAAUCUGAAAUGUAGGCGGCGUUUCAGAAGUCAGGAACCACAUUUUUAAGAGAACCACCCAUUCAGCAGGGUAACGGUGAAGGUUUCCUGAUAGAGAUGUUCUCCAGUGUUUCUUCAUAAAACUGACUCUACAGCACAAAUGUCAUUGUACUGGUCUUCAUCCUGAUGUGUCCAGUGACCGUUUACAGUGCGAUUGUUGUUCCAGCUGUUUAUUUUGAACAUGGUGAGUUGGAUGUGUGUGGGUCUGCUCUUCUACUUGUUUAUUUAAAAAAAAUCUAUAAGGAAAUAAAAACCUUGCAUCCUA
Molecule: messenger RNA, 2599 nt
Organism: Paralichthys olivaceus (Japanese flounder)
Lineage: Eukaryota; Metazoa; Chordata; Actinopteri; Pleuronectiformes; Paralichthyidae
Gene: slc10a7
Product: solute carrier family 10 member 7
Cellular component (GO): plasma membrane
Source: RefSeq, a predicted model, not a curated record